Molecule: messenger RNA, 3284 nt
Organism: Epinephelus lanceolatus (giant grouper)
Lineage: Eukaryota; Metazoa; Chordata; Actinopteri; Perciformes; Serranidae
Gene: nell3
Product: NELL (neural EGFL like) family member 3
Molecular function (GO): heparin binding; calcium ion binding; protein binding
Source: RefSeq, a predicted model, not a curated record
UCCUGUGAGCAGGGAAGUUGAAGGGUUAAUUUGUGGCCGGGGAAACCUGAUGCUAAUUAAGUCUUAGGAAUGCCACAUACUGACAUUGUAGUGCAGGAGCUCUUAGAGUGGGUCAGGCGUGGACAGAGCCAGCGGUAAUGCGUGUGUCUAAUGUUUUUAUUCCGUACUGACAGUCAGGAGAGACAGUCUCACCGAACCCUGGAGCUGAAGGCAUUUUCUGUCAGGAUCAAGAGUCUCUGUGUCAAGUGUGAUAAAGUUUGUUGUGAUAUAGAGGAGAAGAUCCGCUCUGGACUUUAUUUUUCUAACUGAACCACACAGUUUUGGAGAUUUUUCCAGAUUGGGAAUCAAAGGAAUAACGCGCAUUAUUCUUCCUUGGCACGGAGAGAGAGAGAGAGGCAGAGCUGAUGCAAAAAUGCUUUUGGUAACACCAGCGCUGUUGCUGCUGCUGUCUUGGGUAUCACUGCAAGCUGUCGCAGAGAUUUGCCGGGGGACGCACUGCUACGGCACGGAAACCGGCGAUCCGAGACCGUGCACCGGUGCGCACUGUCCGGGGGGCAGAUCCUCCAGACCGCCGCGGCACUUUAACCCGACAGCGCAGGGGAGAGCGGCGCAGAUAGUCGCCAGCCAACACUACGCGUACCCGAGCUUUCCAAGAGCAGCAUCGGAAGCCUAUCCGGCUGUGCAGCCACACCGCGGGCGGCACAGUGACAGCAGCAGCGGCGGCGGCGCACGGAAAAGAGCGUCUGAAGUUUUACCUGCAGGAUGCACAGAUGCGGACUGCGCCGCUCUUGUAAGACAAUUUCAGCCCGCUAAUGACACCCGGGAGUGUCGAGGGAUCGAGUGCAGACUGCCACUGAGGAUACGGCCAAAAGCUCGUCUUGCGAAGUCUUGUGUUGGAGAGGGAUGUAGUUCAGAGGAGAGCGCCAGCCAGCUCCCUCCUGUCCAUCUGUCCGACAGAGCCGCGCAGUUUCUGGGAGAUUUUCCGGAGCUUGGAUAUCCGUCGUCGGAGCUUGGCAGCGCGCCUUUGGGUGUCCAGCUCACAUGUGACAUCAAGCCAGGGGAGAAUGAGGUUCCCUCAGAAGACGCCCUCAUCUUGCACCUUCAGCUGGCCAAGGGGCAGGAGAAGCUGGUGGAGGCCCUGCGAGCCCAGCAGGUGGUCAUUCGUGACUUGCAGCAGAAGCUGGCAGACCAACAGGAGGCGCUGCUGUCCCAACAGAGGGAGAUCCUAGACCAGCAGCGGCGCAUGUACGAGCAGAUGGAUGUGGUGAAGGCACAGUACGGCCUCCUCUCGGACACCGUCAAGCAGGUGUCCUUCCAGGGCCUGCAGGGUGAGCUGCAGAGCUACUUCGAGAGCCACCUGGCGGGGCUGCAGAAUCAGGCCCGCAGUCACCUGCAGAAGUCCUACGCCGUGCACAAAAUGGACAUGGACACAAAGGUGAUGGAUGUAGUUGGAGAGGCUAAUUUUCCUCAACCUCUGUUGGGAUGCCCCUCACCCUGUGGGCAGGAGGAGUUCUGUGAUUUUCAGAGGGACCCACCUCAGUGUGUGAAGUGCACCAUGUGUCCACCGGGCUUCUUUCUGAUCUCACAGUGUUCUCCUACUGCAGACAGGAUGUGCCAGGACAGAGAUGAAUGCCUUGAAGUACCAAACAUUUGUGGAGAGCGAGUGAAGUGCCUGAAUACUCCAGGAGGGUUCAGGUGUCUGGGAGUUUCUGAGAGAGAAGCGGUGAUGGGCUUGUGUGGUCACGACUACUUCUUCAACCAGGAGCUGCAGGAGUGCCAGGCCUGUUCUGAUUGUGAUGGAGAGCCUGUUUCUGAACCCUGCACAGCUAUCAGUGACGCUGUCUGUGGUCAGCCUUCAGAGAGCCAACUCUCCCAGUCUUGGAGGGGAAAUGUGGCAGUUCCCUCUGCCAAGACCUCUGGCACCCACAUCUUCCCUGGGCUUCAGCUGAACAUCCGAGGCAAAGAGAGAAUUGAUCUGUUGUCCAAUGAUGCGGGGCAGGUGACAUUCCUGCAGCAUGGCCUGGUGUGGUUGGAUCAUAACUUUGCAAUAAAGCACAGCUGCAGGAACUUCCUUCAGGUCGGGAUGAGGCUCAACGGGAGCCAGGAGGAGGAGGGUCAGGACCUAAGUGGGGUUCGCAUCGAACAGCCAGAUGGGAAAUACUUCCAGGGUGUCAGUGUCAGCAGUGGUGUGGAGGUGGAGCCGAACCACACCUUUACUCUGCUGCUGAAGAGUCCGAAUCAACACUGCAACCAGAGCAAGGAUAUCCACCUCUAUGACAUCGCAACUCCCUCUUUCAGCCUACUCUGGUUGUCACAUGACACCGGUGCCGUAGCAAUGACGGCUCAGAUGUCCCUGUUGGCACACUACCAGACCAGCUACCGCCCAACUUUCCGCAUGACCUCAGUGUCCGAUCCCUAUAUGAUCAUUCUAACCCAUGACAACCGUGGUGUGCGCUUCACAGAAAGCGGUGUUGUGAAGUUUGUCCUCCAACAGGCGCUUUACUCUAUGGGCCACACCUGCAUUCGAGAGGGUUUCUCCCUGAUCGCCUACACUAACCACAACGGGACUGGCCAAGAAGCGAUGCAAGCCUUCAAGACAGGCGUCAACUAUAGGGACACCUCCAUCACCCUCUCUGGCGCCGUGAGCAUAGAAACUGGGGACACGCUAAGCUUUGAGAUCACAACUCCAUCCCAGUGCAACAUCCGUUACUUUGGGGACAGCACUGGGAUCAGUAUGCUGAGCCUUAUCUGGAUUCCCUCAGCAGUGUCGUCUGCCCUGACCGCCACCGUGUCCAGGACUGGUCUGCCCUUUGGAGCAGUCAGGAAUAAGCCGCUGUCAUUCCAGCAGAUAAGCCCGGGCACGCCGCAGGUUCAUUUGGCCCGCUCAGGGGAGCCGAACAGCCGGAAGAACUUUAUAUUCCAUGAGAAAGGGACGGCAAACGUAGCCCUGAAUUUGAAGCUGAUACACUCCUGCAAUAUUGUAAAACUCACUCUGCAGCAGGUGGGGGGUCAGGGCGGGCAGGCUGGUCCUGUGGCUCAGCAGGUGUCUGGAUAUAUGCCUGAAGGGAGCGAGUGGGCAAGCAUCGGGCUGAGGGCCUCAUUUCCUGUCCAGAACGGCACAGCAGUCUACGUCACUCUGGACUGUAUCCGCGGACGAGUUAACCAGAUAAAACACGAGGGCGGCACUAACAUUUCAAUCCUCUGGGUUGCCGUGUGAUCCAAGAACAGAUUAAGUCUUUGUCAUUAAUACAUUUUGUAAAAAAAAAAAAAAAAAAAAGACAGUU